UGCAGCCUACAGAGAGAAGACGCAAUCGUGGUUCAACUUAGGAUUCCCAAAUGCGGCAGUCACAGGGAACUGAUCUGGGCACGCAGCAGGGAGAGAAGUUAGCCCGCUUCUUUGGCUACUUGGCUAAAUGCUGAGCAAAGCCAUCAGGGCAAAGAAUAGGGCUGGACCCCGCACACUGGGCGCUGAUCACACCCUCCUUGGCUAAGUCACCUUCAGUCUAAGGGCAUGCAAGCGACUGCCGAAUGGAGCGACCCCAUCGCCUGCCACUGACACCAGCGACUUCGUUGCAGCGGAGCUGUCUUCCAUUCUGCGCCCGAGCUGCUCCGCUUCAUGACUGCCGGUAUCUGCUGCUGUGAGCGACAUGAUCAGCUGCCAAGUCCGGACUGUCCGUUCCCUGCUGCUCUUGGCUGUGUUAGAUUUGGGGUCUCUGACUGUUGUGACAAUGCAGAAGGCUGGUGGGGGUAAGGCUUGGAGGGUCUCUCCUCAUUCCCCCGCUAUUCAGCCUCCUGUUACAGAGGGAACGGAGUGGGAAACGGCUGAGCCACCGACCCCUGGGGCCAAUACAUCAGGCCAUGAUGGCCAGGGGCAGGAGCAAGUGCCCUCCGACAUUAUCUGCCCCUAUAAAGUGAUCACAGAGGGACCGGCAAAGUCCAGCAACAUUUGCUUCAGGACCACGGACAGCUCCUUCCAUUGCGCUCAAAGUAACUGCAAAGUGUUCAGGUCGGACGGCUCGUUGUUGGCCAAUGUGCUGAGCAACAGCAGCGUCCUACUGCAAUGGCGCCCCCCACAGCCCCAGCCUCUCUCUCUCAGGGGCUUUCUCAUCAACUGCUCCUGGAAUGGGACCUUCACUCGCUUCCAGUGCGAUAGUGUCCAUCUUGGCACCAACUGCAGAGAUUACCUCCUCACCAAUGUGCAUGACAAUGUCAAGUACAGGAUCUGCCUGAAAACGCUUUAUACAAACAGGACGUCUGGGGAAGAAUGUGUAGAAUUCACUGUGGAACCAGUGGGGAUGCAGGAUAUUGUCAUUGCAAUGACGGCAGUGGGGGGUUCUAUCUGUGUGAUGCUGGUCAUCAUAUGUCUGUUAGUGGCCUACAUCACAGAAAACCUUAUGCACCCUGCCUUUACUCACCCCUCUGGCAAAAGAGGGCCCUAACAGACCAAAAUGCUGCUAUUUUAGUACAUGUUAAUGUGUUUCUUGAACAGUGACUUUUGUAAGAUUCCCAGCCUGCAGGCCUUCUGCUCUUGAAAUACAACUCAUAUGAUUUACUGAGGCUCCGGGAGUUCUGAGAGUUCUAGUUUCAACAGCUGGAGGGUUGCAGGUUUGACAUUGCAUAUCUUUGUGUGAAAACACAUGAAAGUUGUUGAUGAUGUUUCUCUAGAUAACUUAGUGCUCAUUUAGUAGCAAAGUGUUCAAGUGCAUUAACCUAAAUGCUAGUUUAUCCCAAGGAAGGCCCAAAAAAAAAAAGCUUCUAAAAUUUGCUAAAAAGAGGGAAAAAAUUCCUUCCAGACUCCUAAGAGGGCAAUCGGACAAGUAACCCUGCAGGACCAGUAACCCUGCAUUUACAGAUAUUAACUCCCUUAGAGAAAGAGAGAGUCACAACAAGCCCAGCUCCUGGACUAGCCUAAUCAAAAUCAAACUGCUUAUUGGUGGUUAAGGUGUAGAACCCAUAUGCACUUUUGUUAAUGAAUGAGCCUAUAUGUGUUUUAUGUGAAGUGCAAGAGAUUCUGAAGCCAGUCAUCUGUUUUUGAUCUACAGUUUCCAAUGGGCCCUUGCACACAGGCAUUCUUUUCAACAUUUUAGCAUUAAAUAAUUAUAUAGAUGCAACAUGCUGCAUUCUUAUGAACAUACUAAACAUAUAUUAAAAUAGGAAAAUGGAUGCUAGACUAAUAAAAGCACACUUAUGUUAAAAAUGGCAUAUGUGUGCAUUUUGAUGUGUUCAGUAUGUAUUUCAACAGAAACAAAUUCAAAAGCCUGUUUGUAAGGGCCCUAUGCCUGUCGUGGGGUCCUGAGGUGUGAUAGUUGUUGUUUAGCAGUAGCUGGAUGGACUCCCUUAUCUACUAUUGUUUUAUAUCAGGUGAGAGUUUGUCAUUUUUCUGUAGAUUUUGUCCUAAAAGUGAAGUCAGAUGAGGCAACUGUACCCCUUUGGGGCCUGUAUCUCUGUGCAGGUUAAAGGCAAAGAAAUACUGUAAUAACUGUCAACCGUACAAAAUCAGCAAGCCAUCGCACAACAUUUCUAGCUGUGUGUGAGGAGCCGUGCAUUUUAAGCAUUAUCAGAUUCCCUGUGGAAGUGCAGAAAACACAUACAGCAAAUCUGCUGCACAUUUUAAUUAAAUGCAAUUAUAUACACUGGUAAA
Molecule: messenger RNA, 2355 nt
Organism: Xenopus tropicalis (tropical clawed frog)
Lineage: Eukaryota; Metazoa; Chordata; Amphibia; Anura; Pipidae
Gene: fndc10
Product: fibronectin type III domain containing 10
Exons: 1
Coding region: 362-1153 (263 amino acids)
Source: RefSeq, a predicted model, not a curated record